Molecule: messenger RNA, 729 nt
Organism: Galeopterus variegatus (Sunda flying lemur)
Lineage: Eukaryota; Metazoa; Chordata; Mammalia; Dermoptera; Cynocephalidae
Product: histone-lysine N-methyltransferase PRDM9-like
Exons: 3
Coding region: 1-729 (242 amino acids)
Biological process (GO): positive regulation of reciprocal meiotic recombination
Cellular component (GO): nucleus
Molecular function (GO): recombination hotspot binding; histone H3K36 methyltransferase activity; protein binding
Source: RefSeq, a predicted model, not a curated record
AUGGCCCGUCACAGCAUGGGGGCCUUGACCAUCUGGGGACAAGCCCAACACGGCCCUGACAGGUAUGUCAACUGCGCCCGAGAUGAUGAGGAGCAGAACCUGGUGGCCAUUCAAUACCGCGGGCAGAUCUUCUAUCGAACCUGCCAGGUCAUCAGGCCGGGCUGUGAACUGCUGGUCUGGUACGGGGAAGAAUAUGGCGAGGAGCUGGGUAUCCUGUGCGACGGUGAGUGGAAGAAAGAGCUCACGGCAGGGAGAGAACCAAAGCCAGAGACGGACCCAUGUUCUUCAAGCUCUCUGGCCUGCUCCAGUCGGAAAGUCAUCGGGCAACCUGUGGAAUGCAAUUACUCCUCUCAGACCUUCCCAGGGACAUCUGCAAGAGAACAUCUCCAGCCAGAGAAUGUACAUCCAGUUGGUCAGAAACAGGAGCAGCAACGUUCUGAUCCACACAGCGGGAAAGACGAGGGCGAAGGUCAAGAGGUCAAAGAAGGGUCCAAGCCCUUAUAUAAAAGGGCAAAGGAGCAGAGGGUUUCAAGCACAAUUUCCAGCCCACCCAAAGGCCAAGUGGGGAGUUCUAGCGAGAGUGAGGUGGAAGAAGAGUCCAGAAAAGGCCAGAAUGUGAAUCCAGAGGACACAGGCAAGUUAUCUGUGGGGGUAGGAAUCUUAAGAAUUGCAAAAGUCAAGUGCAGAGAGUGUGGCAGAGGCUUCAGUAACAAGUCACCACACACAUGA